Molecule: messenger RNA, 1135 nt
Organism: Myotis davidii
Lineage: Eukaryota; Metazoa; Chordata; Mammalia; Chiroptera; Vespertilionidae
Product: chromosome unknown open reading frame, human C12orf57
Exons: 3
Coding region: 258-1055 (265 amino acids)
Biological process (GO): post-embryonic development
Source: RefSeq, a predicted model, not a curated record
GGUUAGAAUCCAGGAGCCUUUACCCUACGGUUUGAGAAGAGAGCAGGUGACCAUUUCAAACGCCUAGAAGACAAGUUAGACGGCAUCACACCGCAGCACUCCUAUGCAAGUGCGACAGCUGUUUCAGUUCCAAGCUCUUAUUGCUGCAAGUCACCGUCUCGGUUCUUAAAAACCAAAAGGUGUGACUGGCUUCUCUCAGCCAAUCAGCAUCGAUCUCAUUUGCAUGCGCUCGUCUCAAACGUUUGCCAACUCCAGACAUGCCCAUAAGCCCCUUAAACACCGUUCUUCCCGGUGAGAGGCGCAGUGUGCCCCGCUGCGUGCACAGCAGUGGGAGCCAGGGGCGUCUGCCCGGAGUCACCCUCAGCCUCACCGGAGUCCACGGGUGCCCCGCGUUCUCGCCAGGGCCCGCCCCGAAGUGCUUACAGCUCUUUUUGAAUUUGUCCAGCAGGUCUUCCGGCUCGUCCCGGAAGGCCCUCCCCAAACCGCGAGUUCAUGGCAACAAUAGAACCACUCGGGGCCCGGGCGGGCGUUCUUCUACCUGCUCGUUAGAGCGUCACGCCCCCGAGUGUUCCCAGUUCCUCGGGGUUCCGUGGGGUACUCUGGGGGGCGCCCGAGGAACUUCCGGCUGUGGCUGGCUCUCCCCCCGCCCCCAGUACCCCGGGGAACCGGUCGGCGGCCUCCCCCUCUUCCCGGCAUUUCCUAGGUCCUGCCGUCCGUGCUGCUCCCGUGGCGCUAUGGCGUCCGCCUCGGCCCAGGCUGCGGCCCUGAGCGCCGAACAGGCCAAGGUGGUCCUGGCCGAGGUGAUCCAGGCGUUCGCGGCCCCCGAGAACGCCGUGCGCAUGGACGAGGCUCGGGACAUAGGUCAGGUCAUCAAGGCCUAUGGCUUCAGCUGCGACGGGGAAGGUGUCCUGAAGUUUGCCCGCUUGGUCAAGUCUUACGAAGCCCAGGAUCCUGAGAUUGCCAGCCUGUCGGGCAAGCUGAAGGCACUGUUCCUGCCGCCUAUGACACUGCCACCCCACGGGCCUGCUUCAGGUGGCAGCGUAGCCGCCUCCUGAGAGUUGGCCUCGCCGUGACAUUGCCUGGGAAGGGAAGAUCUCCGUGUCCCGGUGGAUAAUAAACAUGCCUGUGAUUUCUU